GAUGCAUAGAGAGAGAGAGAGAGAGAGAGAGAGAGUAUUACAUGAGGUUUGAUUAGAUAGGACUGAGAUUAGAGAGAAGAAAAAAGAGAAAAAGAAGGAAAGGGAAAGGGCAAAAAAAGGGUGGGGAGAGAGAGAGAGAGGGAGGGAGAGAGAGAGAGAGAGAGUGAGUAAAAGCAGGAAUUUGGGUGAUGGUGGAAGUGCGGUUGCUGGCUCCAUUUGUCUGUAGAUUUCUGCUAUCGAUGUUCUUCUCGAAUCCCGGUAAUGGUGGAGGAAUCACCGUCGAAGGCAAAGGCGGCAGCAGCAUCUUCAGCGGCAGCAGCGGGGGCAGCGGCUUCUGGGCGACGACGACGGGUGAUGCCAGCAAGGUAGCGAUCGCGGUGACGGCCAUGGCAGGCCUGGCCUUGGCCGCCACAAUCAUCUACUCCCGUAGGGGCAAUCUGAAAUCUCCAUGGUCUCGUAGGAGAAGAAAGCAUGCCCUUUCACCUCAACAAUGGGAAAGUCUACUUUCACCAGAUGGAAAGCUCCGAGAUGGAGUGAAGUUUUUGAAGAAAGUUCGCAGUGGAGGUGUUGACCCAAGCAUUAGGCCCGAGGUUUGGCCUUUCCUCCUUGGAGUUUAUAGCCUGAAAAGUUCCAAGGCAGAAAGAAAUGUUAUCAGGAUGAAGAAAAGAAAAGAAUAUGAAAACCUCAGAAGACAAUGUCGGCGACUCUCAAAGCAAAGCAAUGAGAGUUUUAAGAAGUCCAAAGAAGUUGGUGGUAGCCAAUCCAGAGAGAGCAGCAGUUUUAACCAGAACCCGGAUUCUCCUGGUUCCGAAGAUGUGGUUAGCGCGAGGCAGUCACUUUCCAUGGAAGGAGCAAGCCCAGAUAACCUGGAAGUAGAUCUCCAAGUGCAUGAGGAGGAAUCUCAUUCCAAGACAUUGAUGGAAGAAGAAGAAGAAGAAGAUAAUGAGAGCGGCAUCACCUACAUUGAUGCUUAUGCUGCAGAUACUGAAUCUUCAGGGUUUGAAUCCUCAGGUGAAGAAUCUGAAAGCACUCAGUUGCUCCGUGCAACUGAAGAGAUUGAAGAGAGCAAUCCCAAGGUCACCAAGACUGAUUCAUUCAAUGGAAGAAGAUUCAAAGUUCACACAGCUGAGGAUUUUGCUACAUGGCAAAGAAUCAUUCGCCUUGAUGCUGUGCGGGCCAAUGCUGAGUGGAUCGUCUAUUCUCCAUCCCAGGCAGGGGUACCGGAGGAAAAGGCACAGGAGUUUGCUGAGGCAGUUGGGUUAAAAGACUAUGACCACUUGGAUCCAUGCAGGAUAUUCCAUGCGGCCCGCUUGGUGGCCAUCCUUGAAGCCUAUGCCAUGUAUGACCCUGAAAUUGGUUAUUGUCAAGGGAUGAGCGAUCUGCUCUCACCCAUAAUUGCAGUGAUGGAGGAGGACUAUGAAGCCUUCUGGUGCUUCGUGGGGUUCAUGAGGAAGGCCCGCCACAAUUUCAGACUUGAUGAAGUGGGGAUCAGGAGACAACUUAACACAGUGUCAAAGAUCAUAAAGUCGAAGGACUCUCAUCUCUACAGGCAUUUGGAGAAGCUGCAGGCGGAGGACUGCUUCUUCGUGUACAGGAUGGUGGUGGUGAUGUUCAGGAGAGAGCUGAAUUUUGAGCAGACUUUGUGCUUGUGGGAGGUGAUGUGGGCGGACCAGGCAGCAAUAAGGUCAGGCAUUGGGAAGUCUGCAUGGGGAAGAAUAAGGAUGCGGGCCCCACCUACAGAAGACCUGCUGCUGUAUGCAAUUGCGGCCUCUGUGUUGCAGAGGAGGAAGCUGAUCAUUGAAAAAUACAGCAGCAUGGAUGAGAUCUUAAGGGAGUGCAAUAGCAUGGCUGGGCAGCUAGAUGUAUGGAAGCUUCUGGAUGAUGCCCACGACUUGGUGGUGACCCUCCAUGACAAAAUAUAGAUUGGGGCCCACUUCUAAAUGGUACUUUCUCAUUCUUCGUCAUCUUAAUCUUAUGGGGUUCACCACGUUUCCACAGUGCUUGUAACAAUCAUUUCUGGGAAACCGUUUCUACAAACUGAAUGUGGUGAUCGCCAAAUGUAUUAAUUUCAAUGCUUUUGUGGUAGUGGGAAAAGCUACGUCGGAGAAUUCCUGCUUAUAGAGAUCUUCUUUGGACCAAAGAGGCUUUUGGAAGUACUAAAAAAUGUUACAAUUGCCCCCUUUUCUAA
Magnolia sinica is the source of this 2188-nucleotide messenger RNA. Its product is annotated as rab GTPase-activating protein 22-like. Lineage: Eukaryota; Viridiplantae; Streptophyta; Magnoliopsida; Magnoliales; Magnoliaceae. Gene Ontology annotation, biological process: activation of GTPase activity. The record is from RefSeq and is a predicted model, not a curated record. Gene Ontology annotation, molecular function: GTPase activator activity. The transcript has 5 exons. The coding region runs from base 189 to 1922 and encodes 577 amino acids.